AGAUUUGGUAAAUACACAGAUGCAAUUUAUACUCUCAAGAAUUCCCAGCAUUUCGAAUUCAUAACAUUUCAAGAUUCAAUUUUUAGCCCACCGCCACUCACUGAUUAGUGCUGUUCGAAAACAUCACUUCUCCACAAAGAUUCCAUUUUUUCUUUCCAAAAUUUUGUAUUUUAAGGUUCCCUGUUUCAGUUUUACUUGCAUUUGAAGCUGCCCACCUCAGAUCCAUGAUUAGGUAGGCAGCCCACAUCAAAGAAGGGUGUCAGCAGGUGAUGUUUAGUCCACGUGUGGAAUAAUGUCAAGAAUAUCAAAGUGGAAGCUUGAGAAGACGAAAGUAAAAGUUGUCUUUCGCCUCCAAUUUCAUGCCACACAUAUUCCACAGACCGGAUGGGAAAAGUUGUUUAUAACGUUCAUCCCUGCUGAUACAGGAAAGCCAACAGCUAAGACGACCAAAGCAAAUGUAAGAAACGGAAGUUGUAAAUGGGGCGAUCCUAUUUAUGAAACUACUAGGCUUCUUCAAGAUUCCAAAAGCAAACAAUACGAUGAGAAGCUCUACAAGCUCGUUGUUGCCAUGGGAUCCUCACGUGCUAGCGUACUUGGUGAGGCUACUAUCAACCUUGCUGAUUACGUCGAUGCAUCCAAGCCUAUCGUUGGCGCAUUUCCUCUUCACGGCUGCAACUUCGGAACUGUUUUACAUAUCACCGUCCAGCUUCUGACGUCAAAGACCGGAUUCAGGGAGUUCGAGCAGCAGAGAGAACUCAGAGAAAAAGGAUUAGAAUCGGGGGCUGAUCACCAUGGUGAUGGAGUCAUCAAUGAUCAGAUGGAUAAGGUUAGUGCCAGGCUGAAAUUUAAAGGGGAUGCCAGCGAGCUCUCUUCACUCGAAGAGGAGGCGAUUGAUGGCUCCUCAAACACUUCAGGCAGUUUGUAUGCAGAGAAGCAGGAGACGUCUUUCACAAGCGAGCUCGAUGCAGCCAAAUGUACGACAUCCGGUGGUCCACAUGAGCUUUCUCCACAUACAGCAAAAGAAGAUAAUGAACUUGCAAUGGCUUGUCUGGAGAACAGUCGACUUAGAGGCAGCUUGGAAUCGGCUGAAUCGUCUCUGUUCAACCUCAAGCUGGAAGUCAGUUCGUUGCAAGGCGUGGCAGAUGAGUUGGGAGCUGAAACGCAGAAGCUUUCGCACGAGCUCACCACUGAGAUAUCUUCAGCCGAAGAAUUGGCAAAGGAAGUCUUGUCCAUGAAAUCGGAAUGCCUGAAGUUUAAGGAUGAUAUCGCCCAGCUUAAAGAUUUGAAACUAAGCCCUCAAAUUCCUCUAGUGGAAGCUCGGGAUGAUCGGGUCGAUGACGUCGUUCGGGAUAUGCGGCUUCAGUUUUCGAAAGGGAUUUCUAUAGUCCAAGGAAAGAUAAGAGAACUUCAGAAGAAAACAUACGACGGAGACACUAAUUUCAUUCACCAAGAGCUGGAGACAUUGCUUGAUUUUCUGCUCGAUUUCAACCUUGGUAACGGUGAAGUGACGAAUAUCAGAGAAACGAGCCAGCAGUUUGAGUCCGGAAACGGGUUUGGUUUGGAUUUGUGUCCACCUGAAAGUGUUCUUCAGCAUUUCAGUUCGAGCCCUCCGGUGUCCGAUGUAGUUAACCCUCUCGGACCUAUUGAUGCAAUGAAGGCUCAAAUUUAUGAUCUCGUAAGGGAGUUGGAUGAGGCGAAAGUCGAGAAAGAAGGCCUCACAAGAAAAAUGAAUCAAAUGGAACUGUACUACGAAGCCCUUAUUCACGAGCUCGAGGUUAACCAGAAACGUCUGCUGGAAGAGCUGCAGCUCCUGAGAAACGAGCAUACAACGUGCUUGUACGCGCUUUCUGUCAGCAAAACUGAAGUGGAAUCGCUUCGUGAAGAAACAAAUCAGCAGAUGCUACGAUUUGUCGAUGAGAGGCGUGGUUUAGAGGCCGUUAAUGAGGAGCUCGAGAGAAGGGCGACAACUUCAGAAGCUGCACUUAGAAGAGCCCGCCUAAAUUACUCGAUUGCAGUGGAUAAACUGCAAAAGGAUCUUGAGCUGCUUUCUUCACAGGUUACAUCGAUGUUUGAGGCUAACGAAAGCCUUAUAAAGCAGGCUUUACCUUCCCAACCGGAUUUACAAGUUGAAGAUGACGAUACCACAAAAUUAGCUUACAAUCAACUUCCAGGUUCGAAGAAAAGAUCUGCGGGUGGAGAUAUUCUCUUAGAAGACUUGAAGAGAUCCGUCUCGAUGCAGGAAGAUCUUUAUCGGAAGGUUGAGGAAGAACUCGGUGAAAUGCAUUCAAUGAACUUGAACUUGGAUAUAUACUCGAAAGCUUUGGAACAAUCAUUGUGUGAGAAAACGAGUGAGCUAGUGGAGGAGUUGAAAAGCUCGACCGCUUCUCAAAAUCAUCUUAUGUUACAGCUGCAGAAGGCUACUGAUGAGAUACACGAGCUCAACGAGUUUAAAUCGAGCAGCAUUUCCCAGUGUAGUGAAAUGGCUCUGCGGAACCAGCUUUUAGAAGAUAAAUUGGCGAGCAUUUCGGAGGAAAAUUAUCUUCUCGCUGAGAAGCUGAUCGAAUUGGAAAGCACGUUUUCAGAACUCAAAAACUGCCAAAGCAAACUUGCAGCUUGUUUGUCCGAGAAUGCUGAGCUGUCGUUUCAACUAAAGCAAGAAGCAUUUGAAAACGAGAGACUUAAAGCCGAAGUAGAUGAAUUGGUUUCUUCAAAAAGGUAUCUUGAGGAGAGUGUUGGGUUCGUGCAAGAUAAGUUGGCCAAUCUGUCGAUAUCGUACAAUAAGCAGUUCGGUAUGUUGGCUGGUUCCCGAAGUCUCGACAUGGAGAAUGGGGAUGUAAAAGAUGCCGUGCUGCAGAUCGAAGAAAUCCAGCAUAGCGUGUCAAUGAAAAAUAUCCAGUUGAUGGAAGAGAAUGAGUACCUAAAAAGCGAGAAAGCCUCUGCCGACAUGUCCUUGAGCUCUGUGAGAUCCGAGAUUCUGUUGUUGAAGCAGAAGUUCAAAAGUGGCAUACCAGAUAUGGUGAUGAAACUAGAUGUCUCCAAUGCCCUCGUGGACAGGCUUCGAGCUGGAAUCGAAUCGGUGGCUAACAAGCUCGACUUAAGUUGUGAAAUCGAUGAGAGAUAUGCCGAGCAGAAUGAAGUGCUUUUAGCAGAUCUUGCUCUUUUCGAGGAUCAGAUGCAAAAACUGACGUGCAGUAACGGUCACCUCGCUCGAGAGAUUUCGAACUUGGACUCUCUGGCGGAAGAAAUCGGGAGGAGUCAGCUAGAGAUUGCUGAGCUGAUGCAUGACAAGCAAGAACUUGCUGUGCGGUUAAAGGAGAAAACCGAUGAAUCUAUGAAGUUUUCAUGUGAGGUUAAUUCUCUGAAAGAAGAUUUGAGAAGCUUGCGCGAUAAGUUGCACGAUGGAGAAGCCUCGACAGAUGAACUUGAGCGGAAAGUUCAAUAUCUUACUCUUUGUUUGAGCAAGGAGCAGGAAAAACUGGUGGAGUUUGAGCAACAGAAAGGUGAACUGGAACAGAAAGUGCAAGAUCUCAGUCUUGGAUCGAGUGAGGAUCAGGAAAAACUGCUAGAGUUCGAGCAGCAGAAAGUUGAACUGGAUCAAAAAGUUCUAGAUCUUACUCUUUCUUUGAGCAAGGCCGAGGAAGAUGGGCUAGUGCUCGAGCAGCAGAAAGCUGAACUGGAACGUAAAGUUCGAGAUCUUAUGAUUUGUUCGAGCAAGGAUAAGGAAGAACGGAUGGAGUUUGAGCAGCAGAAAGCUGAAAUGGAACGAAAAGUUCAAGAUCUUACUCUUUGUUUGAGCAAUGAAAGGGAAAAACUGCUAGAGUUUGAGCAGCAGAAAGCUGAACUGCAACGAGAAGUUCAAGACCGUACUCUUUGUUUGAGCAGGGAUCAGGAAAAACAGCUACAGAUUGACAAGCAGAAAGCUGAGCUGGAACAAAAAGUUGAAGAUCUUACUCUUUGUUCGAGUAAGGAUAAGGUUCAACUGCUAGAGUUCGAGCAGCAGAAAGCUGAACUGGAACGAGAAGUUCAAGAUCUUACACUUUGUUUGGCCAAGGUUCGCGAAGAAGGGGUAGAGUUCGAGCACCAGAAAGCUGAUCUGGAACGAAAAGUUCAGGAUCUCAUUCUUUGUUCGAGCAAGGAUCAGGAAAAACUGCUAGCGUUUGAGCAGCAGAAAGCUGAACUGGAACGAGAAGUUCAAGAUCUUACUCUUUGUUUGGGCAAGGUUCGGGAAGAAGGGGUAGAGCUCGAGCACCAGAAAGCUGAUCUGGAACGAAAAGUUCAAGAUUUUACUCUUGGUUUUAGCAAGGAUCAGGAAAAACAACGGGAGUUCGAUGAGCAGAAAGCUGAACUUGAACGAAAAGUUCGAGAUCUUGGUCUUAGUUCGAGCAAGGAUCAGGGAAAAGUGAUAGAGCUCGAGCGGCAGAUAGCUGAACUCGUGCACAUUAGGGAGCGAGCAUCACAUCUUGAAUUGGAGAAAUCAAAACUUGCUCAUCUUGUGGAAGAACUAAAGAAAAAUAGUUCGUGGCAAGCUAGUCUCGAAAGUCAGUUGUUGGAUAUGCAUGAUUACACACUUGCUGCAGACAUUAAACUUACUUAUAUGUCAAACAAAUACGAGACCGUAUUGGAGGAACUGCAGAGACUUGCAUCAUCGGAGGUGUGUCUGAGGGAUCUUCAGGAAAGGUAUCACAAUAUCGAGUCAAUGUUGAAUCAUAGUCAUGCAGGUGAAGCUGACCGGAGACAAGAGAAAGAUAGCUUGCUGGCAAAUCUCGAAAGCUUAAGAUCUGAUUUAGCAGCCUCCGAAGCUCAAAAUAAGCUUCUUUCUGAAUCAAAUGAUGAGAUGAAGGAUCAGCUCGAGGAGACCAAAUAUGAACUGACACGAUUUCAGAAAACAGUUGCAGCCACCGAGGAGGAAAUGAGUGAUUUGAUUCUUUUGAAAGAUGAAUUGGAAGUUAUGUUAAUUGUGCUCAAAGGCAAAGUUGAUGAACAGACUGCGCGUAUAUCUUUGCUCGAGGGCUUAAAAGAGGAACUGGUGACACUCCGCUCCCAGUUUAACGAGCUUUCGCAUAAGCUUGCCGAACAGGUUUUGAAGACGGAGGAAUUCAAGAACUUAUCUACUCAUUUGAAGGAGCUCAAAGACAAGGCUGAAGCCGAAUGCGCUGCAGCUCGGGAGAAGAGAGAGAAUGAAGUCCCAGCGGCAUCUACGAUGCAAGACUCCUUGAGAGUCGCGUUCAUCAAAGAACAAUACGAAACCAAAAACCAAGAAUUGAAGCAGCAGCUCUCUAUGUCGAAGAAGCACGGGGAAGAGAUACUUAUGAGGCUACAAGAUGCAAUUGAUGAAAUUGAGACCAGGAAGAAGUCCGAGGCUGUGAGCUUGAAGAAGAACGAAGAGCUCUCGACUAGACUCUCAGCAUUGGAAGCAGAGCUGCUGUCGGUGAUCUCGGAAAAGCGUGAAAAGAGCAACGCCUAUGACAGGACAAAGGCCGAACUGGAAUGUGCUCUACUAAGCCUAGAAUGCUGCAAGGAGGAAAAGGAAAAGCUCGGUGCUUCGUUGCUAGAAUUCGAGGCUCAAAAAUCUCAUCUGGCCGAUGAACUCGCAUUGAUGAAGGUACAGUUGGAGGAUACGAAAUCUUUAACGAAUUUAGAAAAGAUCGAAUAUGGCUCUGAGCUGGAAGUAGAGCUUGCCCGAAACGGGUCAACAGGAGAUGCUUCCCCUGUUUGCUCGAAACAAGAUGAUCGGGAAAGUUCAGCUCCAACUGAGCCUGUCUUAACCCCUGACAGUGGAAGUCCAGACUCGAGCGGACGUGCUCAGUUGCAAACAUUUCAGGAUGCUGCUCCGUACAUGCUGAGCAACGGGAAGACUUCAGAUGGCAACGGCGAUCAUUUGGGAGCGCAAAGAUUGAGAUCUAGCUUCGAGCAUUUGCACGAAGAGCUGGAGAAGAUGAAAAACGAAAACGCAGUCUUCAACAAUGGCGAUGAUCAAGAUACCCAAAGAGAAAUCAUGCAACUGCAUAAGGCAAAUGAAGAGCUCAGAAGCAUGUUUCCUCUGUUCGACGAGAUUUCAAGUGGUGGGAACACGUUGGAUCGGGUUCUUGCAUUGGAAAUCGAGCUUGCUGAAGCCUUGAAGUCGAAGAAUAAACCAAACAUCCAGUUCCAGAGCUCGUUCUUGAAACAGCACAGCGACGAGGAGGCAGUGUUCAAGAGCUUCCGAGACAUCAAUCAACUCAUCAAGGAGAUGCUGGAGCUCAAGGGUCGACACGUCGCUGUCGAGGCCGAGCUACGAGAGAUGCACGACCGCUACUCCCAACUGAGCCUCCAGUUCGCGGAGGUCGAAGGCGAGCGGCAGAAGCUCAGGAUGACGCUGAAGAACAUCAGAGCCUCCAAGAGGCUAGGGCCGUUGGAGCGGGCAUCGUCAAUGGACCAUCCUCCUCCUUCAUAGGCAUGAAGUUUUAAGUCGUUUCUCCUGCUGUUUUUUUUUCCCAUCGGGUCGUGCAUCACUUGCGCCCCUCCGUGCAUACAAAGCUGAACAAGUUGAUGACCCGAUGUCGUCGGCCGCCGAGCCUCGACGAGCGAGGCAGCAGUGUAAAUAGCUAUUGCAGUGGCAAAUGAGACUUUGCAUAGAUGUUUUGUAGUUUUGUCUUAAUUUAUAUGCAACUUUUGAAUCCAUUUUGCCCCUUUUUGUGUUGUAAUUAGAUAAUGUAUAGAAAUGACUAAUUCAUAUUUAACCCUUUGAUGAACU
Messenger RNA from Salvia hispanica, 6733 nucleotides. RefSeq lists its product as uncharacterized. Lineage: Eukaryota; Viridiplantae; Streptophyta; Magnoliopsida; Lamiales; Lamiaceae. The record is from RefSeq and is a predicted model, not a curated record.